This is a messenger RNA of Cucumis melo (muskmelon), 1867 nucleotides long. Its product is annotated as glucan endo-1,3-beta-glucosidase 11. NCBI's taxonomy places the organism in Eukaryota, Viridiplantae, Streptophyta, Magnoliopsida, Cucurbitales, Cucurbitaceae. Gene Ontology annotation, cellular component: plasma membrane. Bases 385 to 1584 code for a protein of 399 amino acids. Gene Ontology annotation, biological process: carbohydrate metabolic process. The record is from RefSeq and is a predicted model, not a curated record. Gene Ontology annotation, molecular function: hydrolase activity, hydrolyzing O-glycosyl compounds. The transcript is spliced from 3 exons.
UUUGUAUCAAACAAAAAACACUUCCAAAUCAAAACCCCUUAUUGUGCUCUCACCAAGAAAACGACCCUCCUAAAACCCUUUUCAUAUCUUUCACUCUCUCAUGAAAAUUCUUCUCUCCCAAACAGUUUCCCUAAGGUUUUGGACAAAAUAGAGAAAAGGGUAUUCGUCUAUUUGUUCUAAUUUUGUUGGGUUCUCUUCUUUUUCUUUUUCUUUUUCUUUUUCUUCUUCUUCUUCCUCUUACUGUUUCAGUGGAAUUAUUAGUAUAAACUUUGGGAAGUUUUGAAAGAAAUCUGCUGUUUCUGCUUGGUUUUUAAGCCAUCUGAUCAAUUUCCCAUUUCCAUAUCUCUUGGAAGUUCGAUUUCUCUGGGCGAUUUUCGGCUAUAAAUGGCCAGGAAAUGCUUCUGGUUCUGUUUUCAAUCGAUUCCCGGUUUCUGGGUCGUCUUCUCUGCCAUUGCCUCCUUGACAAUGACAGUCCAAGCAUUUACUGGAACUUAUGGAAUAAAUUAUGGAAGGAUUGCUGAUAACAUUCCUUCACCUGAUGAAGUUGUUUCGCUUCUCAAAGCGGCAAAAAUUAAGAAUGUUAGGAUUUAUGAUGCUGAUCAUAAGGUUUUAAAAGCGUUUAGUGGGACGGGUCUUGAAUUGGUAGUUGGUCUCCCAAAUGGCUUCUUGAGAGAAAUGAGUGCAAGCGAGGAACAUGCGAUGAAUUGGGUUAAAGAAAAUGUUCAAGCAUUCCUUCCUGAGACUCACAUUUGUGGAAUUGCCAUAGGUAAUGAAGUUCUAGGAGGAGGUGACCUUGAGUUGUGGGGAGCACUCUUAGGUGCUGCAAAGAAUAUCUAUAAGGCAGUAAAGAACCUUAACUUAGAUGGUGUCGUUCAGAUCACAACAGCACAUUCUCAGGCUGUUUUUUGGAACUCGUUUCCGCCUUCUUCUUGCAUAUUUAGAGAAAAUGUUGUUCAAUACAUGAAGCCGUUGUUGGAGUUUCUUUCAGAGAUUGGUUCACCUUUCUGUUUAAAUGCUUACCCUUUUCUAGCCUAUAUGAGUGACCCCGAAAAUAUUGAUAUCAACUAUGCACUUUUUGAAUCAACUAAAGGUAUUUUUGAUCCCAAAACUGGUCUACAUUAUGACAACAUGCUCGAUGCUCAGAUUGAUGCUGCAUACGCAGCAUUGGCCGAUGCUGGAUAUCAGAAAAUGGAAGUCAUAGUCACGGAAACUGGUUGGGCUUCCCGUGGAGACGAAAAUGAAGCUGCGGCAACUGCAAGUAAUGCAAGGAUAUUUAAUUACAACCUUAGGAAGAGGCUUGCUAAGAAGAAAGGAACUCCCUUCAGGCCAAAGAAUGCGUUGAAGGCUUAUAUUUUCGCAACGUUUAACGAAAAUUUGAAGCCAGGGCCGACUUCUGAGAGAAACUUUGGACUUUUCAAAGCUGAUGGAAGUAUAUCAUAUGACAUUGGAUUUCAUGGACUUAAAUCUUCUUCUUCAGAUUCAUCUUAUUUAUCUCUCAAGGAUUUCCGAGCUCGAGGACUUUCGGGAAGCCACAUGAUCUCAUUAACGAUCUCGGCCGUGACGCUUCUAUUAUUGUUGAGAUGAAAAAUGAAAUUUAGAAUGUCUGAGAACAUUUAAGUUAGAAAGGUAAAGCUGCAGUAGGUAUUGGAGGAAAGCAAUUUGCAACUUCUGCUGGUUCAGCCCAUUACUAUGGCAUAGUUGAUGUUAAUUCUUUUGCCUCUUGCAUGAUGAAACUCUCCACCCCAUUUCCACCCCAUUUUAUGUAUAAAUUGUAUCCCCAAUUUUCCAUAAAGGUUGAGUUUGAGAUGGAGCUAUUGAAUCAUGAAUGCAAGUGGCAAAAUAAAGCAAUAUAUGCUUAUGAUUUCAA